This is a messenger RNA of Cuscuta epithymum, 708 nucleotides long. Lineage: Eukaryota; Viridiplantae; Streptophyta; Magnoliopsida; Solanales; Convolvulaceae. The record is from the annotation of a GenBank genome assembly.
AGCAUGAUCUGGCAAUAAUGUGUGCUUUAAAGUUUGGAGCCGUGAAGCCAAAUAUUUCAGAGGAGCUUCAGGGAGAUAUAUGGACAAAUUAUUUAGGAGCCAAGACAAGUGUGACUCGUGCAGAUAUUCAGAAUGCAUUGAAGAGUUACAAGAGCACUGAUGAGAGCAGACUGGCAAAGGAUGGAGUCAAACUGGCACUGCUAUACAUACUGUCACAUUGCUUGUUUGGCAAUCAACCUGCUAGACCAAUGAAGGCAUACUACAUAAAUCUAGUUAAUGAUUUGGAUGCAUUCAAUGGUUAUCCAUGGGGUGAUGACGUUUGGGUGGAUUUAGUUAACAAGGUGAAACAGAGUUGUGAGGCACUGGAUAAAGGAAAAGGAGAUAGAGUGACAUUCCCUGGCUUCAUGGUGGCAUUCCAGUGGUGGGCAUUUGAAACAUUUCCUGGUUUAGCAAAAGCUGGUUUGUGCAAGGUAAUGAAGGGGGCAGAAAACAUCAUGCCAAGGACUCUAAAGUGGGAAUUUAAAAAGAAACCUACACUGGAGGUGCUUUGUGAAAUUAUAUUCAAGAAUGACAAGUUUGAAUGGACGCAGAUUGUACCAACUGCGGAUGAGAUUGCUAUGAUAGAGGAAGGAAAUGAAAUAAAUGAGGAGGUGAUGCACCUUGUCAUCAACAAUGUUAGCAGAGUUGAUGCUGAAAAGCCAAAAACUA